AUUUGUAAAUAUGGCGCGGGAGCACUAUGCGCUUGUGGACCGCAGUUUCUAAGUUUGUUAUAAUUAUUUGGAGUUACCCGCGACAUUAUUUUAAGCUGCGGUUCGCUUAAACAAUUACAAAGAUGACGGCAGAGGUUGUACCAGUGUCUCGGCUGUCAUCCUGCAAAGAUGAGGAGUUCGACAAAGUCAUCAAGGAAAUGUCGCUUCAAGACACUGAUGGAGAGCAUCUCAGGGCUGCAGAAGGAGAUGGCCAAGGAGCAGGAGAACUUCAACUCCCUCAGCGCAGAGCUCCAAAGUAUGAAGAGCCGGAACUCCUCCCAGUACAAGUCCAUCUCCAAGGAGAUGGUGACAUCACAGACGAGACUCACGCUGCUCAUGAACAGAAGCAUGAAAUGCUUCGCACAGAUGCGAGUUGCAGAGCAAAACUUACAGCAAGGAAAACAGCAGGGCCAGGUACAGCUCCGGAGACGAAAUUCCGCAAAAGGGGACCAACCCUCCUCACCUACCAAAUCCUCCACCUCCGUUCAGCGCAGCAAAUCUGUGUAUAUUCCACCCCAGCCCGAUCCAGACCCUCCUGCGACCCGAAUCAUAAAAGCUGGAAGCAGUGCACUGAUUAACCAAAAUCCUAAACCUUCAAAACCUUACACUCCCGUGAUUCUCAAUGGCACCUUGACAACCCGACCUCCCUCUGGUGCACGCGUACCUGCUGACAGGGUUAAAGGUCAGGUGCAUAUGGUUAAUGCAAUUAAUAAACCAACUAGCAAUGGUAUACAAAAGCUUAUCAUGCAAGACAAUACUCAGAAUAACUUGGCGCCGGUCACUAAUGGGUCUAAUGGGGAGAAAGAAGCUUUGCAAAUAUUGCCCAGUGUCCGAAUGUUGGCUAAGAAUUUCACUGUGUCUGAGAAAUCCAUUGAUUCAAAUGUGGCUAAAAGUAACAAGCCAAAAUUGGUGAAACUUAGAUCAAGCGAAUCUAUGAGGAUUGAGAGACCUGUUUCUGAUGGAUUAGUGUUUUCUCCCAAACAGAACAAUGAUGCAGUUAUGAAUGGUACACGAAGCGAGCAGACGUCAUCUGGGAGACAUGUCGUGUCAACUGUUCUCAAAUUUGAUCCGUCUCCAAGGUACAAAUCCACUGACAACUUGUCACAAUUUGGUAUGACAUCCCCUCGACCUAGAACCAACUCCAUACCGAGGGUCAUUACUGUUGCAAGCAGUGCAAGGGAGGUAACUCAAGCUAACAAUGUCAGUUCCCCCACAAAUAAAGUGACUUUGACAAGUAAUGGUAAAACUUGGAACAGUACCCAAAAGGACAACCAGCAAACCACAGCAAAUGUGAAAACAAACGAAAACAAAGUGGUAGUGAACAAUUCUGUUAAGUCAAAUAAAGUUGAGUAUAACAUGUUCCCUGGCAAAGGUGCCUUGAUGCAGGAGAUUGUGUCUCGGAGGAAGGACGGUGACACAGAUACAACAAGGAUUGAAGUCAAUGAACAUGUGUUGAAAUCCAAACCAGUCGACACAGCAAUGUCAUCAAAGCAGACGACACCAUCCACACAGCAGACGGCAACAUCCAAGCAGCAGACGGCAAUAUCUGAACAGCAGAAGCCAGUCAGUAACUCUGUCACAACCAAAGUGUUCAUAUCGGCAGAGGAUUGCAAAGCAGAGCCAUCGCAAGUGCAAGGGAUUACUGAGAACCGAUUGGGAGGUGUUCCGAGUAACGGCGAUGCCUCCACCACACCCACGCCCGUGGUCGUCAAGAGUGGAGGAUCUCAAGGACCGCCUGAAAAACCAGCGAGGAGAUCCCGGCCUGAAUCCCAGAACCUGAACAAGGGGAGAGAACUCACACAGGCACCAGGUCCCCCUGUAGCACCAACCCCCACAGACUCCGGCGCCAAGCUGAAGCAGGAGGACCAGGAAGAUGAUGAGGUCACUCCCAGGAUCAACCUUCGCAACUGGGACCCGAGUGCGGUACUGAAGGAGGUGUAUUCAGUGCGGCUGAUGGAAGACAAUGCCGAGGACAUCUCUCACCAGUUCAUCGCCAUGGAGGGAUACAUGGAGAAGUUGCCAAUGAACAAGAAGAAGUCGACGUUGCUGAAGACAUGGAAGAGGAGGUUCUUCAAGGCUGUGGACGGAUGGCUCUACUACUAUGAGUCCAGUAACCGGGACAAGCCGAGCGACACGGUACAGCUGAUGGGGGGACGGAUCGACGAAAUGAGCAACAGAAUCCUCGGGAUCGACGAUGGAAGGGGCAAGUUCCUGAUGGUGCGGUGUCCGACGGAGCGUGAACACGGGCAGUGGAAGUUGGCGCUGGAAUCUCAGACUGCAGACAAUACUAAAGCCAACUACAUCCGCCCCGCCCUGAGAGCGAACCCUCAUCCCCAGAAGAAAGUUGUGAUCAUUGACCUUGGCAGCACGUCGGUACGAGCCGGUAUACUGGGUGACAAAGCAACCCUGCCCAUGUUGUUCUUCCCAAGUGUUGUUGCAGUCCACAAAACAACAGAUGAGUUGGUUGUUGGAAGCGACGCCUACAAGCCAAGCGUCCGGCUCCAGUCCGUCAUCUCGCACCCCAUCAGCCCUUCCAACAAAGUCGACAAGUUCAACAUUGACAGCAAACAGAUGCCAGCUGUGUUUGACAAGAUCUUUAAAGAUCUUGGUGUCAACCCCUCACAGUAUAUGGUGAUGAUCAGCACCCCACAGAGUCUCGGAGACAACCUGCGGAAGAGCCUGAUGGAACUGUUGAUGUCACGUCACCAGGUGGCAGGGGUGUGCAUGGUGCAGCAGUCACUUCUCUCCCUCUACUCCUACAAUGCCACGUCUGGCAUCAUCGUCGACAUUGGGGAGAGGAUAGAGAUCUUGCCCAUAUUUGAUGGCUUUGUCAUCGAGGGUGGGAUGGCCCGUCUCCCGUACGGAGCCCAGAAGGUUCAGGACACGCUGCUGCUCUCCCUCCUAGCCAACAACUACAAGUUCUCCUCGUCUGUGGAGAAACUCCUCGUCAGAUACGUCAUGGAGAAGAGCUGCUAUGUCGCCCAGAACUACAAGGAGGAGGUCCAGCGGUGCCAGAUGUCCCCAUACUCCAUCAAGACCACCACCAACCUCGACAACUUCAACCUGCCGCCAGAAGCUUACAAGAGUGUGACCCAUGAUGACAGUCGGUUCCGGAGUCCGGAGGGGCUGUUUGACACAGACAUGUGGGAGAUGGACUUCCCCAACCUCCACAAGCUGGUGUUCCAAGCCAUACAGGCAUGUCCCAUGGACAGUCGCAGGCGAAUGUUCAGGGCUGUCUACCUGAGUGGUGGCGUGACCAUGAUGCCAGGAUUCACAGACAGAUUACAACACGAGCUGAUGAAACUAGCACCACCUAGUGUCCCCGUAGAGGUUCAUGCUGCGCCUCAGCGUUACCAUGCAGCGUAUGUUGGAGCGUGUGCAGUGGCUGGGAUGGCGGAGUUCGAACACAUGUGUAUAUUACGUGAAGAAUGGCGGGACCACGGUGUCAAGGCUUUCAGGAAGUGGAAUGCUCCAUCGUCUUAGCCUCAUUAUAACAUCAUAACAUUCUUGGAGACACAUGAAGUAAUCCUUGUGAGGUGCUGGAAGUGUACAACCUGACACCCCUGGGAUAUGUGGAUUAAUAUUGUAGGGGUGUGGAUCUGUACUACCUUACAUCUUUCAGAUUCAUGGAAUAUUCCUGUGAGUUUGAGAAUAUGUACAACCUGACACCCCUCAGAUACAUGGUAUAUUCCCAUGGGUGUGUCAAUGAAUACAGCCUGACAUCCCUCCAAUAUGUGGAAUAUUCCUGUAAAUCUGUACAACCUGACACCCCAUAGAUACAUGGAAUAUUCCUGUGGGUUUGUGGCUGUACAACCUGACACCCCUCAGAUACAUGGAACGCUCCAGUUAAUGAAUGAGCAGACGGAAGUUUCUGUUUCAUAUGCAUGUAUGUAUCAAAACAAUUGUAUAAGUUUGUAAUUUAUUUAAAAUUGUAUUAUAUUUAUGCAUACACAGAAUGAAUAGUAUGUCAGUGAGUGGUUAGUAUGGGUACAUGUAUGUAUAUGCUUAUUUGGACUGUCACUGGACAUCUAAACAUCAAUGUAUAUGGGAAAAUCGAUACCAAUUUUGUGUAAAGGCUUAAAAGGAUAAGUCUCCAAAAAUGUAUUCCAACCACAGUGCUGAUCAAAAUGUAUGUAUCAUUGACACUUUGGUCAAAAGUUUGAAUCUAAAAUGCCAUUUUUUAACUUUUUGAUGAACAUAUUCACAAGACUUAAGUAUGUUGUUCAUUUUGAGAAAUUGGUUAUAAUUAGGGUUGGGUAUUGCCAAAAUUUUCGUAUUGCGAUAUGUUGUGAUAUGUGUUGGCGUAUUGCAAUAUGUAUUGCAAUAUAUUGUGAAAGUGUAACACAAGGUUUAAGGUAAUGAAAUUACUGUUUCCUUUCUUUUGAAACAAUGACACUGACCACUGUCAGGACUUAGAUGUGAUUGUACAAGAGAUCAAUUGAACAGGUUUCCAAACUGAAGGCUUCACUUUGGAACUACAGAAAGAGAUUCUGUAUGGCGUCUGCCAUUUUGGUUUGUUCACCCCUACAACGAGUGCCGGUACCAAUUCUAUUUUGUUUUAUUCAUAUGGUUUAUAAGUCACGCAAAUGAAAUUAUACAACCAAUAAACAUUCUCAAAACUAUUAAUGUAUAAUAAUAUAAAGGAUAUACAAAUGUUAUUAGUAUAUUAUUACUACAUCACGAAAAUUACCGAUCAUGGUCAUGGAAAUUGCUGAUGGUAUCGGGUGAACCGGUUCGCGAAAAGUGUACCGCAAUAUAUCGUAUUGUGAAGUUCGAAUUGCAAUAUACCAGUUAACUGGUAUUAUCGCCCAUCCCUAGUUAUAAUACUCGCCACCAUUAAUUAAUAUAUAUGUUAGGAUGUGAAAACUUCCAGCCAAUGACAGCCCUAAUGUGGCUAUAUAUCUGCAGAUUUGAGUGUAGGAAGUUGACAAUGUGUGCCAGAUAGUCCAGUUGGUUGUGUGUUAGUUGGUGAUGUGCAAGAUUAACAUUUAAUUCCCACGUCAAGUCAUGCAGAAAGUAGCGUCAAACUAAACUUUAUACUUUCUAACUGAUAUUUGCAGUUUUAAUUUUUAUUGCCACUGACCAAUAUUUUGUAUAUUUGAGGGUCCUGUUUUAUGUGUAAAUAACUGAUGUGGCUAAACAGCAAUGUGAUGCCAGGCCAAUAUUACGAUAUGUCCGAGACAUGGAGAGAAAGUAACCAAACUCAUUGGCUCUUGUAUUGCUCAAGUGUAAUUAGUUAAAGCAUUUUGUGUGAGAAGGCUGAGUUUGCAACCAUAUUCUGCCAAGCCUGCCCAUUUUGAGUUGAAACAUUCCAGUGUUUUCAUGUUGAGAUUUGAUAGCACAGGUGGUCCUGUGAUGCAGUUCACUAUGUAGAGUUGUGUCCGUUUGUUUCAGGAUCCAUGAGUUUGAAUCUUAAACCUGAAAUAUAACUGUCCAUGAAUUUCACUUUGGGCUUGAUCCCAGAUUAACUGACGUAUCAUAGUGUAACAGAAAUACUUGCAUAAAUCUACAUUCACUUUCUCACUUUGGUGAGGUGGGCAAGGUGUCAGAUUCUCAUCAAAUUAUCUCUGGUUUGAAUCCAAGGUCACCAUUGAACUGGAGCCCCAAAGUUUCAGUUCCUACACAUAUGUUUAUGAACCAGGAUGAGAAGGACGGGGAUGUGUGUCAUGCCUGGGAGACUUUUAUAACAUACAUUUGUCAUUUCAUCUCACUGUAACUACCAUUUCUGUCUUGUACAUAAUCAAAGAAUGUUGUGUGUGUAUUUAUGUCUUUGUACAUUGAAAGUUGACGUCUCCCAGUGGGUACCUGCAGCUAAUGAGAGGGAGCUUGUGGAUGUAUUUCUUUAAGUAGCGUUUGUCUAUUUUCCAUUCCUCUGUCAGUGGAAUUGUGUGGGAGUUUUAUUAACGGUCAGCGGGUGUGUCAACACUGAUGGUCGGAUUUUAUUUUAAGGUUGUCUUUGAUAUUCCCUCAAAGACAUUUUGCAUGAGUCACCAUUAUCAAGAAAUAUUCUAAAAGGUACCUAAACUUCAUCAUGUACUGCAAUCUUGACAUUUUAUAUUUAUCAAUAAUAUUUUCUUAUUCUCUCAUUUUGUUUACUCUUCUCACCUGUCCCUUCAUUACUCUUAUUAACUGAAACAAAAUAUUACGAUACUAAUUUUUGUUCGGUACAUAACGUAAGUGAAGACAGGGUAUCUUUAAUCUAACAACUUCACUCUACUGAUAUGUUUCCCUUGCUGUGUUAUAUAACAAAAUUACAUCUCAUGACGGUAAGGUGGGCCUGGAGUUAAAGUGCUUGCUUACUUGAACGAGACUUGGUUCCUCCGAACCAUUGUGGAUACAAGUAACAGAUUCAUCCUCCUAUUUCAUGGUUGUUGGCACCGUACUGUUGGAAUAAACCGAAGUACUAAAUGCCAAGGAUGUGCAGCAAGUCUUGCAUGAUGCUGAAAAGCCAUGUUUUAAGUGAAAUACUUUUCAAAGUUGUGUUACAAAAUCACUUUUUCUCCAAAUAAACAUCAUUCUGAUAUUUGCCACUGAUAGUCUUAGCAAGAGCUUGUGUGGUUUAUACUACUCAUAACAAGUAAAGACUACACAUUCUGUCAUACUGGUAAUAUGAAGGAUUGAAGUGUUCUUAACUACUCUUGAGUUAUACAAGCUUUUCAGUGGGUAGACCAGCAGUGUGAUCAGUGAAUGAUACAAUAUUGCAAUAUUAUUAUCUGAUAUUAUUACACAUGCAUUUAUGAUUUAAUCGGCAAUUUUAAUACAUUUUAGAUAUACGUUGAUUGGCUUUUCUUAUGCACCAAACCAACAGCUGAGAGUGUACUUUGUACAAACUUUUACAUAUAUGAUAGUUGUCACAAUGAAUGAGAGCAUUUCGAAAUGCGGCAUUGUAUCAAUCGAUGUACAGAAAGAUGUACUGUCAAUAUUAUUGUACUUCAGAAAUGAAUGUAUCUAAAAAAAUGAAAUAAAGAUACUUGGUUGUAAUAGUAAUACAACUGAUAUAAUUAUAUUUUAAAUAUUUCAUCAUGUAAAGUCUCUAUGAUUAAGAGACUGUGAAGUAUGGAAUCUCUGCCUGUGAAAUACUCCAAGUUGUGUUCAAGUGAGAGAUGAACAAGUCAUUUUAUGAAGCUUCUAUCAAUAUCGAUAACAUGCUCUAGAUGCCCUGAAAUUUUCUGGUUAGAGACAGGGAUUUCCUUAACAGAUUCUGGAUGUGUGUUCCAUGAUAGAGUAUGCGAAUGCUGUGGGUGAAGAUUUUUCAGCCAGAACUUCUAACUUUUCAAAAUGCAAUAGUUCAUAGUUUUACAACUGUUUGAAUUACAUCUGUUAUAUACAUGGUGUGUUAAUCAACAUUUCAGACAAGCAUUAUUUCCACCUAAUGCCUUUGUAUCCUGUACCCAUUUCACCAAGGAAUCGUAGUAGUAUAAAUGUCGUGGAUUGCUUUGUGUCAUUCAUCUUUGGUGUUUAUUCAAUAGUUAUUUGAAGUGACAAAAUACAGGGGAAAGACCCUUCAUAUAUAGCUCCAUCUCUUUUCAUUUACCUCAUAAAGGUCAAGUAGCUCUUAAAUGGCAUCAAAAGAAUAAAAAGUUGUUUUCAAUACAAAAUACCAUGUAUACAUGUUCCUUGAACAUUUUAAUGCCUGUCAAAGAAUACAUGAUUGCUAUGAAUGUUGAAAUAGUCUCAAGUUCUUUAAUUCAUGUCAUUGUUUUUUGUUUUUAAUUCUAUAUUCUGUAUCUAUAGAACAAUAAUGUUUGAUUGGAUAUCAAAACAUUCAUGAUAUAUUCGGUUGUAAUAGAUGUGAUCUCUCCACACCUGUAUUUAUCCAAAGUAAUAAUUUGGAAAUAUAUACACGAACAUUUCACCUCAAUUAAAUCAUUUAAAAAAAUCAUAUUUAUGUAAAACAUGAUAUAUGUUAUAUAUAUUUCACUAUUAGAAAUACACUAAUGUUUCUAAUACACCAUGCACCUUUCUGUCUUCCCUUGUUGAAAAAUAUUUUAUUCUUCGUAUUCUUAUAAACGGUAUCCUUCUUACUCAAGAUUGCUAAAGAAAAUGUCCCUGUGGCAAUCAGACACAAGUGUUUGAAUAUUAUUGUAAAACAUACUUUGAAAUGAUGUUAUUUAAGGGGCUAGGGGUAGCCUUAUGGUUAAAGUGUUCACGCAUCACACUGAAGGUAGGUUUGAAGUUUACAUGGGUACAUUGAAACCCAUUUGUGCUGGAUUAAAACCAUAUUCACUUGUUAUUUUGGAUGGUUUCCCAGUGAUAUCAGCCUGAUUAACACAUUUCUGGAUUAAAUAUUCAUUGGUGCAAAAUGAUUGAUGAUAUUUAAGGAGUUUCUGGGUAAUCAAGGUCGACACUGACAAGGGUACACAUUAUACACAGCAGUGUGUCAUAACUACAUAUACCAACUGUCUCAGUGUUGAAGAGAGGCAGCACUAUAAUUAUCUUUAUCUAGUUACCAAAAUUAUAGCAAUACAUAGACACUAUGUUUCCAAUGUACACACUUGAUAAUCCACACUGAUCUUUGUGAUGUGGGGAUAAGGGAUAGACAGUCCCUGCUGCAGUGAUUGUUAUAAGAACAACUAAAUGUGUAUUGUUUGAUCACAAUGGCUCACCAAUGUGGUCAGUUCUUGAAUCUGAAACAAACUCACAGCUUAGCCGUGGCUGACGGAUGUCUAUGCAGGAAUAUCCUUAGAAGCCAUUAUUGGGUCCCCAACCUCCAACAAAUGUUAGUCAAUUGCCAAACUGGGAUAAAUAUUUUACUUUACUAUGGUUAUGAAUGUGUGGCAUGCUGAAAUGAUUAGUUCACAGGACCAAUGCAGAGGAAGAAGAUUUUAUGUUUAGUAAUAACUUUUUGCUGUAAAUUCGGAUUGAAAUACCUAUUUAAUUUAGAACUAUACAAACAAGCCCUAUUUUGAACAAAAUAACCUCUUACUAAGAGCAAUAUUUUGAAUCCAUGUUGAAUAGAUCCACUACAAAUAAAGUGUUCAAAGGUGAGUCAAGUCCAACUCGCACACUACUCUUGACAGUUAAUGCAAUGUCAAUUAUUAACUCUUUUCACAAUAUGUUGAACCUUGUUUUUGUUAAUUCUGUCUGCUUUGUACCUUCUGUCACAACAUUCAUGCUGUUCUUGGAAUUUCUGAAAAAUAGUCGUAAAACUUGUUAAGGUUCUCUGGAGGGCCUAUACAUUAAUUAAUAGAUUGUCAUUAACAUUUAUGAAGGUUUGGUGAAAUUGUAUCAAGUUUCUUCUGUCAAGUAAAAGGAAAAGAGAACACAUUGAUGUUCAUUGUCUGGGACUGUAAAAUGAUGUGAUGUGGGGUGUUUGGAAGGGAGUUAGGAAAUUGUGGUAGCCAAUUGACAGUGAUGAAAAUCUAGUAAUUAAUUUAUGGCCUGAAAGAACAUCAUGAAUCUUUUGAAACUAUAAUUUUGUCUGACUGACUGCAGUAGGAGUUUUAUAUGUUGUGAUUACAAAUGUGUUUGUUUUAUGAAGCUUUUCAGUAAAGUUAAGACUAUGAAAAUAUUGCAGCUGUCUGGUAUAAAAGCCUUAGUGUCUGUGUGUGAUUGUAUGGGUGCUUCAAACAUGUGUGAUGGUGUGUCUCUCCACGUUAACACUUCAAUGUGCACAAACUCCUGGUGAAUCAACCAGAGCAGGACAAUGUCUACUAAUCAUGAAUAUGUUCUGGUAUUUCUGUGAUUAAUUGUAUUUACCUGUACACUGAUUGAUCGCUGAUUAAAGUACUCAGUUGUA
Messenger RNA from Haliotis rubra (blacklip abalone), 9778 nucleotides. RefSeq lists its product as uncharacterized. Lineage: Eukaryota; Metazoa; Mollusca; Gastropoda; Lepetellida; Haliotidae. The record is from RefSeq and is a predicted model, not a curated record.